Messenger RNA from Pimephales promelas (fathead minnow), 1084 nucleotides. NCBI's taxonomy places the organism in Eukaryota, Metazoa, Chordata, Actinopteri, Cypriniformes, Leuciscidae. The record is from RefSeq and is a predicted model, not a curated record.
UAUAUAGACAGACUAACUGUCAGGAUUCAGACUUGGAAACAGAGGUAAGUGAUGAACAUAAACUUUUCUUUAUUUUCAAACAAAGGCAAGUAUUCAGGAUUUCAGGUGCUUAGAGGUGAUCUACGAGGAGGAUACGUGGCAGGAAGUAAUCCAGGUGAGUAAAUCCUCUUCUUUAGGAAUAACAUAAACGAUGAGACAGGACAAUUACUUUCCUUUUCUCUCUUUCAGCUCUUCUUCGAGCAGACGGGGUGCAGGAAGGAUUCCAGAGCAUCCAUUAGGUGAACGAGACUCGGGGCAGAUUCCAGGACACAGAGAACGAGAAUCAUGGAGCAGAUCCUGGGAACAUCAGAACACAGACAGAGAGAACUCUCAUAACAUCGCUCUGGAGGCUCAUGCCAUCAAGGCCAGCAGCUUCAAUGGGAUGACCUGCACUGUGUUCCAGAAGGUCUCACCGGAGCGCACACCCAUGGCCCAUUUCUCUCCCAGAGACUCCGACAUCAACCCAGAGCGCCAGCUCAGCUUCAAAUGCAACGUGACCAGCAACCUGUCAGCAUUGGUUCACAAAAACGCUAUAGUGGAGGCGUCACUACAGCUUCCCCCGUCUCUCUUCUCAUCUCUGGGAAGUUCAGGUCAGGCCGAACUUCAUAGCCUUCCGCAACGGCAAACUCUUCCCCCAACGGGAAACUCCACCGUCUUCAGUGAUGGCUGCAAGAGGAGGAGCGUGGCCACACCUGUGAUUCUCACAAAGAUUGAACAUUUUAACAUUUUAACUAAACUCCUCACCUGUGCUGUGUUUGUGGGCAGCAUGAACCAAACAUACAAUGCAAGUGUUUGUCAAGCGGUGGGGAUAGUGCUGCAUUACUCCACACUGGCUACGGCCCUGUGGUCCGGCGUAACGGCACGCAACAUCUACAAACAGGUGACGCGGAAGGCCAAGCGCUACGAGGAGCUGGAUGAGCCUCCACCUCCACCCAGGCCUAUGCUGAGAUUCUACUUAAUAGGUGGAGGCAUACCGAUCAUUGUCUGUGGAAUAACAGCUGCUGCUAACAUCAAAAACUACGGAAGUCAAGUCAAUGCACCUUAG